Symbiodinium natans is the source of this 552-nucleotide messenger RNA. The record is from the annotation of a GenBank genome assembly. Lineage: Eukaryota; Dinophyceae; Suessiales; Symbiodiniaceae.
AUGGGCUGUGGAGCGAGCAGCACGGGAGCCCUUGCACCAAAAGAUGCAUGGUCCCGUCGGGCCCCUCCAGUGCCCCUUCGUUGGCCGAGGAAGCGAAGCGCAAAAGUCUGCAGCCUGGAUGCGACAGGGGUCCUGCCCAAGAAGACCGCAUUUACCCACGAGACGCAGGAGCCCCCAGAUAUGGGCAAAGAUGUGCUCAACGCCAUCCUGGACAACGCAGAAGAAUCGCAGGAGCGGCUGGACGUGGAGGAGGUCGAGCUCGAGGCUCGGUGUUGGUGUUCCAUGAACUCCGAGGAUGUCGCCGCAAGCCGCCAGUACAAGCGGCCUUCCCCGCCCGAUCGACUUACGCAUGAAUGGCACCUGCGGCGGAUUGACCGGCUGCAGCAAGACAUCGUCGUGGACCCAGACCUGUUCGAGACUGCUGUUCGGAUCAGGCGCGUCAAGUCCUUCAUUCCAGACAUGCAGGCAGAAGCCGACAUGAUGCCUCCGCCGCCCCCCUUGCCACGCCGCACGACACCGAGAGCAAGGCAUUUUGAGGACGUAGGAAGAUGA